Molecule: messenger RNA, 999 nt
Organism: Drosophila santomea
Lineage: Eukaryota; Metazoa; Arthropoda; Insecta; Diptera; Drosophilidae
Product: tRNA pseudouridine synthase-like 1
Exons: 4
Coding region: 79-999 (306 amino acids)
Biological process (GO): tRNA pseudouridine synthesis
Molecular function (GO): RNA binding; pseudouridine synthase activity
Source: RefSeq, a predicted model, not a curated record
UCUAGGACCCCAGAGCAACCAGCUGGCCAAGCCCAUCUCUAGCGACAUGGAUUUAGAUUGUAGGUUGCGCUGCAUAACAUGAAUAGGUAUUUGUUGAACAUUUCAUACAUUGGUACGACUUUCCGUGGUAUUCAGAAGACGGUGAACAAGUUGGAGCAGUCGCGUCUGGACACAAACUCCGUGCAAGGCUGUUUGGAGCUGGCGCUGCGGGUCUUUCACCCAAUAAACGAAAUACAGACCGUGCUUUCCAGUCGAACUGACGCCGGUGUACACGCCCUGCACUCCACUGUGCAGGUGGACCUGGAGCGGCCUAAUGGACAGCCCUAUGAUACAACCACUUUAACCGGAGUGCUCAACCGAACCCUUAACAAACAGGGUCUUCCAAUCCGAGUGAUCAGCAGUAAGUUGGUGUCCAACUCCUUCCACUGCCGCUACCACGCCAUUGGACGGACCUAUCUCUACCGCUUUGCCGUAGCAAAGAUUCCGUCAUUGGAAGACUGCAAUCUCCGGAAUAAAGCUUACGAGACUUUCAUACCAGUGGAAGAAAUCGAUCGCUGUUACUUUCUGCAAUCUUCUAGCUUUGAUAUCAAUAGAGUGCAGGCUGCAGCGCGAAUGUUUAUUGGCGUCCACGACUUUCGCACUUUCAUGAGUGUCAGCCGCCAGAAAGUUAGUCGGGAUCACCCAAUGUUCACAGUGCGCAAAAUCGACGAGAUUAAUAUACGUCCAGGUGAAACGCGGGCACUGUCCUCGAGCGCCAUUCUGGCCGCUGAUACAUACAACUAUUGGGACAUCGAGAUCAAGGCUAAAUCGUUUCUUUACAAACAAGUAAGGCGCAUUGUCGGAGCGCUGAUCGCUUUGGGUAACGGACGCAUCGACGAGAGGUGCCUGUAUCAGAUGCUCACCGUUCCCUCGAAGAAUUCUUGGGAUCCCCGUAUUCUCCUGGCUCCGGCCUGUGGACUCUACCUGUGCAAGGUGCACUACCGAGAAACGGACAUUUAA